AUGGCCGUGGCGCUGCGGUACGUGUGGCCUCUUCUCCUGUGCAGCCCCUGCUUGCUCAUCCAGAUCCCCGAAGAAUAUGAGGGACACCACGUGAUGGAGCCACCCGUUAUCACGGAGCAGUCUCCCCGGCGCCUGGUUGUCUUCCCCACCGAUGACAUCAGCCUCAAGUGCGAGGCCAGUGGCAAACCCGAAGUGCAGUUCCGCUGGACAUGGGAUGGUGUCCACUUCAAACCCGAGGAGGAGCCGGGCGUGACCGUGCACCAGGCGGCCCACUCGGGCUCCUUCACCUUGACCGGCAACAACAGCAACUUUGCCCAGAGAUUCCAGGGCACCUACCGCUGCUUUGCCAGCAACAGGCUGGGCACCGCCAUGUCCCAUGAGAUCCAGCUCGUGGCUGAGGGUGCCCCCAAGUGGCCAAAGGAGACGGUGAAGCCGGUGGAGGUGGAGGAAGGGGAGCCGGUGGUGCUACCUUGCCACCCACCCCUCAGCGCCGAGCCCCCUCGCAUCUACUGGAUGAACAGCAAGAUCCUGCACAUCAAGCAGGAUGAGCGCGUGACGAUGGGCCAGAACGGGAACCUCUACUUUGCGAACGUGCUCACCACGGACAACCACUCGGACUACAUCUGCCAUGCCCACUUCCUGGGCGCCCGUACCAUCAUCCAGAAGGAACCCAUUGACCUCCGGGUCAAGGCCACCAACAGCAUGAUUGACAGGAAGCCGCGCCUGCUCUUCCCUACCAACUCCAGCAGCCACCUGGUGGCCUUGCAGGGACAGCCUCUGGUCCUGGAGUGCAUUGCUGAGGGGUUCCCCACACCCACCAUCAAGUGGCUGCGCCCAAGUGGCCCCAUGCCAGCCGACCGCGUCACUUACCAGAACUACAACAAGACGCUGCAGCUGGUGAACGUGGGCGAGGAGGACGAUGGCGAGUACCGCUGCCUGGCUGAGAACCCGCUGGGCACUGCCCGGCAUGCCUACUAUGUCACUGUGGAGGCUGCCCCAUACUGGCUGCACAAACCCCAGAGCCAACUGUACGGGCCGGGAGAGACGGCGCGCCUCGACUGCCAGGUCCAGGGCCGGCCCCAGCCCGAGGUCACCUGGAGAAUCAACGGAAUCCCUUUGAAGGAGCUGAGCGAGGACCAGAAGUACUGGAUCAAUCCAGAAAACGCCUUGAUCCUGAGCAACGUGCAGCCGAGCGACACGAUGGUGACCCAGUGCGAGGCCCACAACCGGCACGGGCUCCUGCUGGCCAACGCCUACAUCCACGUUGUCCAGCUGCCCACCAAGAUCUUGACUCCAGACAACCAGACGUACCUGGCUGUCGAGGGUAGCACAGCCUACCUUCUGUGCAAGGCCUUCGGGGCCCCCGUGCCCAGCAUCCAGUGGCUAGACGAGGAAGGGGCAACAGUACUUCAGGACGAGCGCUUCUUCCCCUAUGCCAACGGGACCCUGGGCAUCCGGGACCUCCAGGCCAAUGACACCGCACGCUACUUCUGCCAGGCUGCCAAUGACCAAAACAAUGUGACCAUCGUGGCUAACCUGCAGGUCAAAGAUGCCACUCAGAUCACGCAGGGGCCUCGGAGUGCAAUCGAGAAGAAGGGUUCAAGGGUGACGUUCACCUGCCAGGCUUCCUUUGACCCCUCCUUGAAGCACAGCAUCACCUGGCGCAGGGAUGGCCGUGACCUCCAGGAGCUUGGAGACAGUGACAAGUACUUCAUCGAGGACGGCCGCCUGGUCAUCCACAGCCUGGACUACAGUGACCAGGGCAACUACAGCUGUGUGGCCAGCACCAAGCUGGACGCGGUGGAGAGCAGGGCCCAGCUGCUGGUGGUGGGGAGCCCCGGGCCAGUGCCCCAGCUGGAGCUGUCCGACCACCACCUGUUGAAGCAGAGCCAGGUGCGCCUGUCCUGGAGCCCCGCCGAGGACCACAAUGCCCCCAUUGAGAAAUAUGACAUUGAAUUUGAAGAUAAGGAAAUGGAGCCGGAGAAAUGGUACAGCCUGGGCAAGGUGCCAGGGAACCAGACCUCUACCACCCUCAAGCUGUCGCCCUACAUCCACUACACCUUUCGGGUCACUGCCAUCAACAAGUAUGGCCCUGGGGAGCCCAGCCCAGCCUCCGAGACCGUGGUAACACCUGAGGCAGCCCCAGAGAAGAACCCGGUGGAUGUCAGGGGGGAAGGGAAUGAGACCAACAACAUGGUCAUCACGUGGAAGCCGCUCAAGUGGAUGGACUGGAAUGCCCCCCAGGUUCAGUACCGGGUGCAGUGGCGCCCUCAGGGGGCACGGGGAGCGGCCUGGCAGGAGCAGAUUUUGAGCGAGCCGUUCCUGGUGGUGACCAACACGUCUACCUUCGUGCCCUAUGAGAUCAAAGUCCAGGCUGUCAACAGCCAGGGCAAGGGCCCUGAGCCCCACGUCACCGUUGGCUACUCUGGGGAGGACUUCCCCCAGGCCAGCCCCCAGCUAGACGGUGUCGAGAUCCUCAACUCGAGUGCUGUGCUGGUCAAGUGGUGGCCUGUGGACCCAGCCCAGGUCAAGGGCCACCUCCGGGGAUACAACGUGACGUACUGGUGGGAGGGCAGCCAGAGGAAGCACAGCAAGAGACAUGUACACAGAGGCCACGUGGUGGUGCCUGCCAACACCACCAGCGCCAUCCUCAGUGGCCUGCGGCCUUACAGCUCGUACCACCUGGAGGUGCAGGCCUUCAACGGACGGGGCGCGGGGCCUGCCAGCGAGAUCACCUUCAGCACCCCGGAGGGAGUGCCCGGCCACCCUGAGGCGCUGCACCUGGAGUGCCAGUCGGACACCAGCCUGCUGCUGCGCUGGCAGCCUCCGCUCAGCCACAACGGCGUGCUCACCGGCUACAUCCUCUCCUACCACCCCUUGGACGAGGGCGGCAAAGAACAGCUGUCCUUUGACCUCCGCGACCCGGAGCUUCGGACGCACAACCUGACCAACCUCGACCCCCACCUUCGGUACCGCUUCCAGCUGCAGGCCACCACGAAGAAGGGCCCAGGCGAGGCCAUCGUGCGGGAAGGAGGCACCAUGGCCUUGUCCGGGGUCCCGGAUUUUGGCAACCUGUCAGCCACAGCAGGCGAAAACUACAGCAUCGUCUCCUGGGUCCCUAGAGAGGGCCAGUGCAACUUCGGGUUCCACAUCCGGUUCAAGGCCCUCGGUGAGGAGAAGGUGGACUACCUCCCGUCACAGUACGUCAGCUACAACCAGAGCUCCUACACGCAGUGGGGCCUGCAGCCAGACACCGACUACGAGAUCCACCUGCUCAAGGAGAAGAUGCUUCUGCACCAGGUGGCCGUGAAGACCAACGGCACCGGACGGGUGAGGCUGCCUCCGGCCGGCUUCGCCACCGAAGGCUGGUUCAUUGGCUUCGUCAGCGCCAUCAUCCUCCUGCUCCUCAUUCUGCUCAUCCUCUGCUUCAUCAAGCGCAGCAAGGGUGGCAAGUACUCAGUGAAGGACAAGGAGGACACCCAGGUGGACUCAGAGGCCCGGCCGAUGAAAGAUGAGACCUUCGGCGAGUACAGGUCCCUGGAGAGUGACAACGAGGAGAAGGCCUUUGGCAGCAGCCAGCCAUCCCUCAAUGGGGACAUCAAGCCCUUAGGCAGUGACGACAGCCUGGCCGAUUACGGGGGCAGUGUGGACGUCCAGUUCAAUGAAGACGGCUCUUUCAUCGGCCAGUACAGCGGCAAGAAGGAGAAGGAGGCAGCGGGUGGCAAUGACAGCUCUGGGGCCACCUCCCCCAUCAACCCCACAGUGACCCUGGAGUAG
This is a messenger RNA of Trichechus manatus latirostris (Florida manatee), 3777 nucleotides long. It is a transcript of the gene L1CAM, whose product is annotated as L1 cell adhesion molecule. Gene Ontology annotation, cellular component: axon; plasma membrane. Bases 1 to 3777 code for a protein of 1258 amino acids. The transcript has 28 exons. Gene Ontology annotation, molecular function: cell-cell adhesion mediator activity. The record is from RefSeq and is a predicted model, not a curated record. Gene Ontology annotation, biological process: axon guidance; cell-cell adhesion; brain development. NCBI's taxonomy places the organism in Eukaryota, Metazoa, Chordata, Mammalia, Sirenia, Trichechidae.